UAGUGUGUUAUUGGCGUGUGUGUAGCGCUCGAAAGCUCUUUCAACCGUUUUGCGUCGUCGAAUUCGUGCGUGCGUGCGUUUUACAUUUACAUUUUCCGUUGCUAACGCGUGCAUUACUAGUGUCCGCCAAGCGGCUAAAAGCUUUUGCUCCAACAUUACACAUAGUGACACAAACCGCGCGCGCCUCCGCGCACUCUCUUAGCUUACCGCAGAGUGUGCACAAAAAGUGAAUAAUAACAAUAAGGUUGGCCGAAACCAAGCUUAAUUGGCGCUAGCUGGUAAUUCUUUUUAGCCAAAUGCGUCGGCAGAAAGCACAUAUUGCGCCCGCAAAGCCAACGACGGUAUUUCGUUCGCUGCGUAUUGCUUCGAUUUGUUGUAAGUAAAAUAAGAACGCGUAUUGUCGCGUCGAGCGCAACGUUACGCUGCGGAUAUUAGCGCGAAAAAGAUAACUUUUGUGCGCGCGUUUAAGGAUUGCGCGUAUUUUAUUUUCUGCUUAAAAGCCAUACACACGCGUCCAAAGGUGUGUGUGUGCGUGUGUGUAGGUGUCAGUGUGCGGUUGUGUAGGUGUAUUUGCGCGCGCACAAUUGCCGCAGUUUAUCUACGCAAAUUUGACGAUAUUUUUGGACAUAAUUGCACCGGAUACGGACACAAGCUAACGGCGGAGCGAUAAAAGCGCAUAGCGAUAGCAGCCCGCUUAUGCCUAUCAGUGUUACGUAAAUAUGCGACUGUUAACGGAAAUCUGUCAAAAACAGAUUAACUAAUUAAGAAAAACAAAGUGAAAAUUAUUGAGCAAAAAAAUAAUGAAAAUUUGUAAACAAAAAUUAUAAUUAAAAAAGCGAAAAAUCGAAAGCAAGCGCUGAGUGACAAAUAAAAAAAUACAAGUUAAAUAAUGUUACGUAGGAAAUGUGCAGUGUAAAACCAGAAACAAAUUUUGAAAAUAAAACCGCCAAUUAGCUGCUAAUUUGAACACAAAUCAAUCAACAGAACAGAAGUUAAUGCCAAGCCAAGCAAAUAAAUAAUAACAAAAACAAAAAGUAAAUAAAAACAAGAAACUAAUAAAAUAUGAAACAGUGAAAGCCAAGCAAACAAAUUGAUUUACAUACAUAAGUGCGAAACAUAUUAAAAAUAAAAAACAAAAAUAACAACAAAAACAAAAUGUGCACUCUUUCGUCAGACUGUGUAGUGAAAAGUAUUGAAAUAAAUCAAAAAUAUUAAAGUUAGCGAAAAAUUGCGCGUGGUCGUCUUUAAUUGGUAGCAAAUAAGCCAACACCACCCACAAGCAAAAACAAAAAUACUAAUAAAACAAACUAAGAAACAAAAAAAUAAAAAAACAAUCAAUAGGAAAUUUUUUUUCGCCCUCGUUGUUCAUAAAAAACCUUCAAAAUUAUUCUCGAAAUGGACAUGACUUCAACAGCGGAAGCUGCCGCCCGCAGCUGGUAUGACAAUCCGCGUUUGGGCAGCUCUCCGCAAGCGAAUGGCCUGGGCGGCGCCGGCGCCGGCUUGGGACAUCACGCCCUUACAGCCGCUGGCAGCACAGCGAUGGGUGGUGGCGCUGGCCUAGGCGGCGGCGGCGGCGGUGGUGGUGGUGGCGGUCUCGGCGGCCUGGACACCACCGAUAUGAGCGCCUUCUACGCGCUGGAAAGCAACGGCCAUCACAGACGCUACUAUCCGAGCUAUCAUCAGCACACAUCCCGUAUGCCAUCGUCCCAUACAUCACCGCAAGUGUGUCGGCCGCACUUUCAUCCGCCUCUCGGUUCGUGGCUUACCAGCGAGCAUAAAUCAUUCGCACCCGCCAGCCCAUGGGGCAGUCCGUUUGCAUGCCCCCAAGAUCCGCAAGUGGACCAUAAGGUCGGCCAAAUUGGCCAAAGCCAUCAGACGACGGCGGGCCAACAUUCAUUUCCAUUCCCACCGACACCGCCAAAGGAUUCCACACCCGAUUCAGUACAAACCGGUCCAUCGGAGUAUCAGGCCGUUGUGAACGCAUUCAUGCACCAAGCGCAAUCGACCGGCACUACCUCAAUAGCGGACACGAGUUGUGCGCUGGACAUAAAACCCGCCAUACAGAACGGCCUCGGCAGCCUGACGCACAACGGCAGCCAGCAAUCCUCGGCGGCGCCAAAGCAACGUGAAGGUACCAACAACAAUAAUAAUAAUACAAAUAACAACAACAAUAAUACAGCGAGUAGUUCGCACAACAACAACGGCAGCAGCAAUAACAACAGUAACGCGAACAAUAAUAAUAACAACAACUCCGCGUCCUCAGCGAAUAACAGCAGUCACAAUGUACACGCACACUCCUCCAGCGCCAAUACCAUCUCCGCCCUGAACGGCUCCAGCCUAUUCGAUGGCACCGCGCAAGCGCACUACGCCAACAGUUUAGGCAAUAGCAGCAGCAGUAGUGGCCUCGGUGUGGGUCUCGGCGGUAAUGGACUCACAGCGAACUCGUCGCUUGGCAGCGCCGGCAGCAGCGCGAGUGCUAUGGGUGGCUAUGAUGGCACUUAUGCCUCAUAUGCGGCGCAUCAUCAUUUGGCCAACACCUCAGCGGCGGUGGCACAUCAUCAGGCGGCCGCUGCAGCUGCGGCGGGUAUGUUUCAAAGUUCCUCAAUGGCAGCGGCGGCUGCAGCGCGGCACAGCAUGUCGGGCGGUCAUCACACGCAUCAUCAUAUGAUGGGUGGUGGCGCGUCGGCGGGUGUGUCGUCCGGUCUGGGGCAGAGUCAUGGUGGUAUUGGUGGUGGUGGUGCUAGUGGUAUGAGUGGCGGGGGUGGCAGUAGCGGCGGCGGCAGCCUUGGUUUAGGCGGCCUGAGCGGUGGCAGUUUGGGCGGCAAUAUGUCGUCUAGUCACGGUCAUGGGCAUGGGCAUGGUCAUAGCCAUCAUACGCACGGCCACGCGCAUAGCCAUAGUCAGGAUGUGAAGCCGGCGCGUACGAAACCGAGAACCAGUGCGGAGGGUCGCGAAUGCGUCAACUGCGGUGCCACAUCAACGCCAUUAUGGCGACGCGACGGCACCGGCCACUAUUUGUGCAAUGCCUGUGGUCUCUACUAUAAAAUGAAUGGACAAAAUCGACCACUUAUCAAACCAAAGCGAAGACUGACACUACAGUCGUUACAAAGCGCCGCGAAGCGAGCGGGGACAUCAUGCGCGAAUUGCAAAACCACAACGACAACACUUUGGCGGCGGAACGCCAGCGGCGAACCCGUGUGUAAUGCCUGCGGACUCUACUACAAGUUGCAUAAUGUGAAUCGCCCACUUACGAUGAAAAAGGAAGGCAUUCAAACGCGUAAUCGCAAAUUGUCGUCGAAAUCGAAAAAGAAGAAGGGCUUGGGUGGUCCCUGUCUACCCAUUGGCAGUCACUUGGGUAUGGGCGAUUUCAAACCACUGGAUCCGUCGAAAGGUUUCGGUGGCGGUUUCCCAGCUUCGAUGGCGCAACAUGGCCAUCUUUCCAGUGGUUUACAUCCCGCACAUGCGCAUAUGCACGGCGGCUGGUAUACUGGCGGCAUGGGCGCUUUGGGUGCUUCUGGUGGCUUGCAGAGCGGCUUCUCGACGGCCGGUUCACUGGGUGGCGGUGUAGUGCCACACUCGCAGCCUUACCAUCUUGGUUUGGGUUCGAUGGGCACCUGGCGUACGGAUUAUACGUGAUGGAGCGGGAACAAUUUGAAUAAUAAUUUAUUCAAUUGAAAGUAAACAAGGCAAAAACGGUAAUGCAAAUCAUACACUGCACGCAACCAACGCGUUUAACGGUAAACCGCACAACAACAACAACAUGCGCAAAUACAAACACAAAAUAUACCAGUGAACCAAAAAGUCUUUAAGUAAAAUAAAUUAGCUGUACAACAACAACCACACGCGACUAAGAGCAGCCAAAAGGAACGUAAAAGCCGUAACCGAGCGCCUACGCCUACAACUUGAGCCAACAGCAAUAAUAUACUAGUUACAACAAACAUAUAAGCUACAACUGACUACAACCACAACUUGCCCAGGAACAACAAACAACACAGGAACUUGAAAAUAUUUGCAAACACAAAUUUUUGCUGGAAAAUUUUGAUUUCUCUCACACACACUAUCCUACACAUGCGCAGCCAUGGUGCAUGGCUUUACUGCAAGGCGUUUUGGUUUUGGUUGAUAAUACCGGGAUUAUCCUGUCGCCGCCAACAUUAAUGAGUGCAACUGAAGUGGUUGCUCAAGUGGUGUGCAACAUCAUUAGUGACCAACACCGAACCCUCAAAGCAACCACACAAAGGAUCAACACCAAAUCGGUAUGCCGAAUUCCGAGUUUCAUCUGCAACCAAGACUUACUCAAUUGUGCGUGAGAUUGUCUACAACA
Bactrocera neohumeralis is the source of this 4321-nucleotide messenger RNA. It is a transcript of the gene grn, whose product is annotated as GATA-binding factor C. Gene Ontology annotation, molecular function: RNA polymerase II cis-regulatory region sequence-specific DNA binding; DNA-binding transcription factor activity, RNA polymerase II-specific; zinc ion binding. Bases 1396 to 3636 code for a protein of 746 amino acids. Gene Ontology annotation, biological process: negative regulation of transcription by RNA polymerase II; cell fate commitment; positive regulation of transcription by RNA polymerase II. Lineage: Eukaryota; Metazoa; Arthropoda; Insecta; Diptera; Tephritidae. The transcript is spliced from 9 exons. The record is from RefSeq and is a predicted model, not a curated record.